Messenger RNA from Aspergillus affinis, 2370 nucleotides. Its product is annotated as glycoside hydrolase family 92 protein. The record is from RefSeq and is a predicted model, not a curated record. The transcript has 7 exons. The coding region runs from base 1 to 2370 and encodes 789 amino acids. Gene Ontology annotation, molecular function: carbohydrate binding; peptide-N4-(N-acetyl-beta-glucosaminyl)asparagine amidase activity. Gene Ontology annotation, biological process: carbohydrate metabolic process; protein deglycosylation; protein quality control for misfolded or incompletely synthesized proteins. Gene Ontology annotation, cellular component: nucleus; cytosol. NCBI's taxonomy places the organism in Eukaryota, Fungi, Ascomycota, Eurotiomycetes, Eurotiales, Aspergillaceae.
AUGGCCCUUCGUCGCGCGUUCGCGCUUCUGGCCGUAACGCCAUGCGUUCUGGGCUCGUCCGACGACUCCCUUCCUCCGGCGCCUGACAAUCACGAUGUCCUACAAUACGUCGAUCCACUCAUUGGGAGUGCAAAUGGAGGAAAUGUCUUCGCAGGCGCCUCCCUGCCUUACGGCAUGGCCAAAGCCGUGGCCGAUACCGACUCUCAGAGCAACCAGGGAGGCUUCGCGUACGAUGGUAGUCGGAUCACCGGAUUCUCCAGUCUGCAUGAUUCGGGAACCGGAGGUCAGGCCUCUCUCGGAAACUAUCCUCUGUUCCCCUACGUGAAAUGUCGCGACGACGAUGUCAAUGGCUGUGUAUAUCCUAAGAAACAGCGGAAGACGACUUACGUAUCCGAGUCGGUCAAGGCAAACCCGGGUUACUUUGGGCUUACGAUGGAGUCGGGCAUCCAUGUGGACAUGACGGUGGCUCACCACACGUCCCUAGUUCAGUUCAAGUUCCCGACGGAUGAUAAAUCGAGUCCGCUGAUUCUUCUGGACCUGACCGAUUUAUCGGACACACGUCAGGACAAUGGGACUGUCUCCGUCGAUCCCAUAACAAGCCGCAUGACCGGGCAUGCUCGCUUUCAACCGAGCUUUGGUAGCGGCACCUACGUUCCUUAUUUUUGCGUCGACUUUGACAGUGCGGCGAAAGUGCGCGACCACGGCAUUUUCAUCAACUCGCGAGCAAGCACCGAUGUAAAUCACCUCGACAUCUCGCGAAGCAUAAAUGGGUAUCCACUUCCGGGCGGCGCAUUUGUCCGUUUUGAAUCAGCCCCGAAUAUCACGGUGCAGGCGCGAACCGGUCUCAGUUUCAUCAGCAGCGAACAGGCAUGCCGAAACGCCGAAGCCGAAAUCCCCAACUUUGACUUUGAGGCUACCCAUUCUGCGGCAGUCGAGUUGUGGACGGAGAAGAUGGCCCCAAUCCGCGUGUCAAAACAGGGAGUUAACUCGUCGAUCUUGACAAACUUCUACAGUGGUAUUUAUCGCACUAUGAUCAACCCUCAAGAUUACACUGGGGAGAACCCUCUAUGGAAGAGCAAGGAGCCGUAUUUUGAUUCGUUCUACUGCCUCUGGGAUUCUUUCCGGUCUCAAUUGCCUUUCCUGACCAUCUUUGACCCGGCGUCUCUGGCCCGAAUGAUCCGCUCGUUGAUCGAUACCCAAAAGAACCUGGGAUGGCUUCCUGAUUGCCGCAUGUCUCUCUGCAAGGGGUAUACCCAAGGUGGUUCCAACGCGGAUGUUAUUCUUGCGGACGCAUACCUUAAGGGCAUUACGAAAGACAUUGACUGGCAGGCAGGAUAUGCAGCGGUGAAGAAGGACGCCGAAGAGGAGCCCUAUGACUGGUCCAACGAAGGCCGAGGGGGACUGGUCAGCUGGAAAUCACUCAAUUACAUCCCGGUGGAAGAUUUCGACUAUCACGGGUUUGGGCCCAUGACGCGGAGUAUCUCUCGUACGCUGGAAUACUGCUACGACGACUUCACUAUCGCGCAGAUGGCCCGUGGCUUGGGCAAGACGGAUGACGCAGAGAAAUACGAAACUAGCUCUCGCUACUGGGAGAACCUGUUUCGAGAGGAUCAGACCUCGUUCCUCAAUGGGACGGAUACGGGAUUCAGAGGCUUCUUCCAGCCGAAGUAUCUGAAUGGGACCUGGGGAUACCAGGAUCCUAUCACCUGCUCCAACAUCGACACCAGCGGGCGAGCAUGCUCGCUUCAAAACAACGCCGCCGAAACAUUCGAGUCCAGCAUCUGGGAAUACCAAUUCUUCGUCCCUCACGACAUGGCCACCCUAAUCACCCACCUCGGCGGCCCCUCCCAAUUCGUCCGCCGCCUCGACUACCUCCACGACACCGGCAUCACCUACAUCGGCAACGAGCCCUCCUUCCUCACCGUCUUCCAAUACCACUACGCCGCUCGCCCCGCCAAAUCCACCGCCCGCGCCCACUUCUACAUCCCCAAAUACUUCAACCCCGCCCCCGCCGGCCUCCCGGGCAACGACGACUCCGGCGCCAUGGGCUCCUUCGUCGCCAUGACCAUGAUGGGCCUCUUCCCGAACCCGGGCCAGAACGUGUACCUCAUCACGACCCCGUUCUUCGAGUCCGUGUCCAUCACUUCCCCGCUCACCGGGAACGUGGCUACCCUGCGCGCUGUCAACUUCGAUCCUAGUUAUCAGGAUGUGUAUAUUCAGUCUGCGACGCUGGAUGGGAAGCCGUAUACGAAGAGCUGGGUGGGUCAUGACUUCUUCACGGAGGGGAGAGAGCUGGUGUUGGUUUUGGGGAGGAAUGAGAGUUCCUGGGGCACGGGAGAGAAUGAUCUGCCGCCUUCGUUGUCGACUUAG